Scomber japonicus (chub mackerel) is the source of this 1914-nucleotide messenger RNA. Its product is annotated as trans-L-3-hydroxyproline dehydratase. NCBI's taxonomy places the organism in Eukaryota, Metazoa, Chordata, Actinopteri, Scombriformes, Scombridae. The coding region runs from base 57 to 1091 and encodes 344 amino acids. The record is from RefSeq and is a predicted model, not a curated record. The transcript is spliced from 6 exons. Gene Ontology annotation, molecular function: hydro-lyase activity.
CGAGGAAGCAGCAGAAGAAGAGUCCAAAGUUUAAACUCUGCAUUUUCAGCACAAAAAUGGAAAUGCAGCUUCCCCCCCAUGAAGGAGAUGAGCUCUCUGUGGUUGACAUGCACACAGGUGGAGAGCCUUUACGGAUCAUCGUCAGCGGAUACCCAGAGGUCAAAGGUGACAGUGUGUUAUCCAGGCGGCGUUAUGUCCGGGAACAUCUGGAUCACCUCAGGAGGGUGCUGAUGUUCGAGCCACGGGGACACUAUGACAUGUAUGGCGCCCUCAUCGUGGAUAGCGAGAUACCUGAGGCUGAUCUGGGGGUCCUCUUCAUGCACAAUGAGGGGUACAGCACCAUGUGUGGACACGCCGUCAUCGCACUCGGGCGCUUCGCCGUGGACUACAAACUGGUGAAGGAACCACAGUCACCAGAGACACAGGUGAACAUCCACUGUCCUUGUGGUCUGGUGAAGGCUUUUGUUGAGUAUUCAAACGGUAAAACAGGAGGAGUGAGGUUUCUCAGUGUACCAGCGUUCGCAUUUGCUACAGAUGUGACGGUGACAGUGGAAGGAUUUGGUGACGUUAUGGUUGACAUCAGCUACGGAGGAGCCUUCUAUGCCUUUGUAGACGCACAGAGGUUUGGUCUGGAUGUGACCAAGUCCAGGACUCGAGAUCUGGUAGAUGCAGCCACAGCAGUGACUAAAGCUGUCAAAUCUCAGGUGAAGUUGCACCAUCCAACCAGUGAUGAUCUGGCCUUCCUCUAUGGCACCAUCCUCACAGACGGCAAAGAUGAUUAUUCCUCUGAACCCACCGCCAACAUCUGUGUGUUUGCAGAAGCUCAGGUGGACCGAAGCCCCACUGGGUCUGGUGUUACAGCCCGGGUGGCUCUUCAGUAUCACAAAGGUCUCAUCCAGCUGGACCAGGUCAGGACGUUUCAAAGCGGAGCCACUGGAUCUCAGUUCACGGGGAAAGCUGUGGAGGAGACAAAGUGUGGAGACUUCAAGGCGGUGGUGGUGGAGGUCGCUGGCAGAGCGUUUUACACCGGAGUCUCAGGCUUCGUUCAGGAGCCGGAGGAUAAACUGACACACGGGUUUCUACUGAAGUGAGCCUCAGUUAUACAUGAUCAAAGAUACUUUACAGUUAUAGAAUGAUUUCAUAGCUUAACAAGACUAGGAGUCUUCAGUCUUGUGAAUGGCACAGAUGCUCACAAUGGCAAUACUAAAAUGGUUUAGCAGAUAUGUGUACUGCAUUAGCUUACAUUUACCUAUUAGCACUAAACCACUGAGCGUGAUGGGAAUAUCAUCAUUUUGGUCAUUAAUCAAAGUAUUGGACAAAAGAAUAGUGUACCUGGUGGUGGCGCUAGAGGACAUUCAUCAUCCGCACAGUGAAUAUCUACAACAUUUAAAGUCAAUACAUCGAGAUAUUUCUGUCUAGACUGACUGACUGACAUCGCCUCCCUAAAGCUGCGCUGCCACAAGAAAUUGAAAUUUUAAACUAUGUAAAAAUCUCUGUUCUCUAAGAAGAACAUUGAUCAGCUCUAUAGUGGUAUUUAAUUUUGUUCUGAAUGACCCAAGCAGUAGAAUAAGAGAUAAUGCAAAAAAGCAAAUAGAUUAUUUUAUGCAUCACAUGUUGCUUAAAUGACUACAAAACACUAUAAUUAAAAACAAUGAAACAAUCCAGAUGAAUAAAAAUAUCAUGUAUACUGUAUUGUGACAAUAAAUAAAUAAGUUUUUUACCUUUUGGAGCAGUGUAUGACUAAAUAUAGUUACUCAUCAGGUUAGCUUUUAUCUAGAAUUUCAAAUACAUUUAUUCAAUCACAUUUGAGGAUUUGCUGACGUGUUUUGUUUCUGUCUCGUCCUCUAAUAACGGGGGUUUGAUCCUCUCUGUGGUACCUGUAUGAGUAGCUGUGGGUGAGCUCGGCUGAUUGUA